Messenger RNA from Aspergillus calidoustus, 874 nucleotides. NCBI's taxonomy places the organism in Eukaryota, Fungi, Ascomycota, Eurotiomycetes, Eurotiales, Aspergillaceae. The record is from the annotation of a GenBank genome assembly.
GCACCGCAGCACGUGACCCACAACUACCCACGUGACUCAAUACCCACAAUCCAAUUUCGCAUCUUCAAACCCGAGCCAACAAGCCAAAAGAAACUUUUCCUUCGACCGACUUGCACAUCGACAACCACCGCAACCCGUCCGAUCCGACAAAAAAACCAACCACCACCAAUUCGAAAUGGGUCGUCUUCACUCCAAGGGAAAGGGCAUUUCGUCCUCCGCCAUCCCCUACUCUCGCAAGCCUGCUCCGUGGGUCAAGACCACCCCCGAGCAGGUCGUCGAUCAGAUUUGCAAGCUCGCCAGGAAAGGUGCUUCUCCUUCUCAGAUCGGUGUUGUCCUCCGUGACAGCCACGGUAUCGCCCAGGUCAAGACUGUCACCGGUAACAAGAUCCUCCGUAUCUUGAAGUCCAGCGGCCUUGCCCCCGAGAUCCCUGAGGACCUGUACCAUCUCAUCAAGAAGGCUGUCGCCGUCCGCAAGCACCUCGAGCGCAACCGCAAGGACAAGGACAGCAAGUUCCGCCUCAUUCUCAUCGAGUCCCGUAUCCACCGUCUGUCCCGCUACUACAAGACCGUCGGUGUCCUCCCUCCCACCUGGAAGUACGAGUCCGCCACCGCCAGCACCAUGGUUGCUUAAGCGAUGAACACUCCGUGAAGAAAAAUCGGGCUGUUUGUUGUUGCGGUGUAAUGGUUCUUGGGUCGGGGUUAGGUCGCGCCGCGCUUCUCUUCAGUCAAGACUCACCUUCUGGCGGGCUCGUUCUGAAAUGGACGUGCUCACUCUAGAGAGGAGAGAAGCGCCGGUGUUGAUAUCCGGUCCUAGAUUUAGUUUUAGGCUAGAUCUGGCCGCCACGAAUCAAUGAUUAAAAGUUAUUACCCUGCC